ACCAAUAACAACUUGAGCCCGCAGUACAAAAAGAAUCAAGAUGGCGGCUGACGUUCCACCUUCUCUAAAACCAAUCCAACCGUAUUUAAAAGUCGCUAAAGAAUACGAAAAGAGAGAUCGAAUCGUAGCGUACUAUUGUAACCUCUUUGCAGUCCAGAAAGGUAUAAAGCUAGAUAGUAAAAGUCCAGAUGGAAAGAAAUUCCUAUUUACUCUUAUGGACAAGCUCGAGAAGACCAAGAAAGAGCUUGCUGGUGAGGAUGCCAUCACUAGUGACAUUGUAGGGCAGGCGCAUAUGGAUGAGCAGGCCAGGCAACUUUUCCUGUGGGCCGACACAGAAGACAGGGCUGCCAGAUUUAACAAAAAUGUUAUCAAGUCCUUUUACACUGCAAGUCUUAUCUACGACACUCUUGCUCAGUUUGGGGAACUCACAGAUGAAGCAACAAUGCGACAAAAGUACUCCAAGUGGAAAGCCACUUACAUUAACAAAUGCUUAAAAGAGGGUGUAACUCCUACACCUGGCCCUCCUGGGGGAGAAGAAGAUGAAUUUGGUGGAUAUUUUGAUGGUGAUGCCUCAGGGGCGUCGGCUAGUGGUGAGGGCCCUUCUAACCAGUCAGCCUCAAGUGGGGACCAGCCCCCUGCAUGGAAUGCAGGUGGGGACACGCCUUCCCAACCUCAAGUGCCGUCUAGUACCCCACCCAAGCCAGCACCUCGUACUGUCUUCCAACAGCCAGCUGCUCCGUCAUCUGAUUCCUACACAGGUGAAUCGGGUGCAACUUCUCAAGAAGACAUGGAUAAAGCACUCAAAUUUUGUAGAUUUGCGACCAGCGCUUUGCAGUAUGAAGACGUCCCUACAGCUAUAGACAAUCUCCAAAAAGCCUUGAAAGUACUAAAAAAGCAAUAGUCUUAUAUGAUUUAAAGUGCAAGGCAAUGGAACCCAGGGUUUUAAGAUUUCUAUCUAACCAAAUCUUUCAAUAUUUUUUUUUUCUUCCCUUCCCUUGGACAAAAGUGGAACUCAGUCAGGUCCAACCUGUUAGGGAAUCAAAUAAUUUUUCAAGUAAGUCGCUUCUGUGUUGAGCGUUUUACUGAGGUAAGUGAUAUGCUGAACACAGCAAUGACUGUUUGAGUCUAGUGGGAAGUUUGAGCGAACUCCCAAUUUUGAAUUAUUGGGGUUCUACUGUAAAGCAAGAUUUAUAAAAACAGACCUCCAUCUAAGGAUUUUUCAAUUUUAUGAUGCAUUUAUCUUUUGCUGUGGCACAUUGUGAAAUUCAAGUUUCAAAGCUAGAAAUUGAUGCCAGUGUAAGAAAGUGAUGCCAGUUAAUUUGAUAAUAUCUGGCCAAAUAGUAUAAACAUGUUGAAAAUAUUGACAAUAUUUGAUGUAGUAUUUGAUGCAGGGAAAGUUCCUUUUGUGGAUGACCAUGGAUCCCCUCGAGGAGUUUACUAAAAAAUCAGCAGCUAUGAUGAUAAAAUAUAAAACAAAAACACAUAGUUUUACUAGGAGUAAUGCAGCAAGGUCACAUGUUGGAUGUAAUGUUUAUAAUACUCCCAGAUGUGAGCAAAGAAUAAAAUCCAUAAGUAAAAUCA
Nematostella vectensis (starlet sea anemone) is the source of this 1581-nucleotide messenger RNA. Its product is annotated as vacuolar protein sorting-associated protein VTA1 homolog. NCBI's taxonomy places the organism in Eukaryota, Metazoa, Cnidaria, Anthozoa, Actiniaria, Edwardsiidae. Gene Ontology annotation, biological process: late endosome to vacuole transport via multivesicular body sorting pathway. Bases 41 to 901 code for a protein of 286 amino acids. Gene Ontology annotation, cellular component: multivesicular body. The record is from RefSeq and is a predicted model, not a curated record. The transcript has 5 exons.